CAAAACAAAUCUUAUUGAUUGAUUACUAAACUUCAACAACAAUUUUGGAUUAUUACCACGUCUCGACAAACUGGAUUAUUGUCUAGUAAUAUUUUCAGCUGAAAGGAUUAUAAUACUUCAUAGAAAUGGAUUACAAAAACGAUUUAAAUUCUGAUGAUGAUUUCGACUGUUCGAAUAGCUACGGUGGCGAUAACUUCAAUAGCAAUAAUAAUUCUAACUCUAGCUUUAAUGCCAAUGGACAGUCUAGGACAUCUAAUCCAAAUGGUCUGUCCAAAGCUGAACUGAGAAAGACUAAUAAACCAAUUAUGGAAAAACGUCGGCGAGCACGCAUAAAUCAUUGCCUAAAUGAGCUCAAAUCACUGAUUUUGGAAGCGAUGAAAAAGGACCCUGCACGACAUACAAAACUUGAAAAGGCUGAUAUACUCGAGAUGACUGUUAAACAUUUACAAUCAGUACAACGACAACAGCUUAAUAUGGCUAUACAAACAGAUCCAACAGUUAUACAUAAAUUCAAAACUGGUUUUGUAGAAUGUGCCGAAGAAGUAAACCGAUAUAUUAGCCAACUAGAUGGCGUGGAUGUGGGCGUUCGUCAGCGGCUUUCGAAUCAUCUUAAUAGUUGCGCCACUGGUCUGGAACAAAUAGGUUCGAUGACGAAUUUUAAUAACGGCUAUCGUGGUCAAUUGGGUGCUACAAAUGCAUCCGGUCUCUUUGGUGCAGCUUUAUCAAAUCCUUUGACAUCCAAUGUUAAUCAACAAGGUGGAAUAUUUCCACCUCUACCACAAGAUUUGAAUAAUAACAGUAAUCAUGCGACGCCUAUACAAAUGGGUGGGGUGCAGUUAAUACCAUCUCGUCUACCAUCUGGUGAAUUUGCCUUGAUAAUGCCAAAUACCAAUACAAAUGCAACAAAUCUUCUAAAUAAUAAUACUCUUUCAAAUUUACCGUUUAGUAACUGGCCACACGCUUCAAACACAGCAACAACAACUACCACAUCACAGUUGCCAGUGAAUGCGCCGCAAAUGAAUGAUAUUGCUAAAAAUUAUAAUCGGUUAAGUGCUUUCAGUAAACCACAAUCGCAAUCACAAACGCAGCCGCAACAAGUUCCACAACAACUGAUACAGCAGUCAAAUCAACCGAAACAUUCGUCUCUACCCACCCAUCCAAAUAUGAACAAAAACAUCAACCUAUUUACUUCAAAUCAUUCGACAGCAUUCCAUCAACCACAAAAUAACUUACAUCAUAACUCUACUGCAACUACAAGUCCACCACUGAGUCCUAUAUCAUCGAUCUCUAGUCAUGGUGAUGACUCUAUCAUGCACACCAGCUCAGAAUACAUUAACUCUCGUCCAGCUACACCACCGCAAGAUCACAACACUAGUCAAAUCCAGCAACAUAACUUUUCAGGGGUUUUCAAUACACCUCCUUCAAGUACAGAUACCUCUUUGUCGCAUUCACGCUUGUCUAUAAACUUGCAGCAACAGCAAGUCACCUCGACCAGCGGCAGUGGCAGUGAACUUAAUAUCUCUCUUAAACGUAGCAUCUCAGAAGUGGCAGACUCUAGCGAUAGUUCGGAUGAACCUUCGACUAAGAAAUUUGCCAAUGACACCAAAAAAGAAUUAGUGGUGAGCGAUGAAGAUCGGGACAGCAUGUGGCGUCCAUGGUAGCUUUCGAAAGUGGUGAAGGUGAAUUUAGGAAGCCGCUAUCGUUAAAUACUUGUUUUGUUGUAACAUUUAUAAGAUUUUUGUUGAUAUUCGUUACAUUUUUACAAAUUUAACGAAACUGCUUUGAUGAAAG
Molecule: messenger RNA, 1791 nt
Organism: Teleopsis dalmanni
Lineage: Eukaryota; Metazoa; Arthropoda; Insecta; Diptera; Diopsidae
Product: protein deadpan-like
Exons: 3
Coding region: 126-1661 (511 amino acids)
Biological process (GO): regulation of neurogenesis; regulation of transcription by RNA polymerase II; anterior/posterior pattern specification
Cellular component (GO): nucleus
Molecular function (GO): protein dimerization activity; DNA-binding transcription factor activity, RNA polymerase II-specific; RNA polymerase II cis-regulatory region sequence-specific DNA binding
Source: RefSeq, a predicted model, not a curated record